Talaromyces stipitatus ATCC 10500 is the source of this 736-nucleotide messenger RNA. RefSeq names its product NADH-ubiquinone oxidoreductase 21 kDa subunit, putative. NCBI's taxonomy places the organism in Eukaryota, Fungi, Ascomycota, Eurotiomycetes, Eurotiales, Trichocomaceae. The record is from RefSeq and is a predicted model, not a curated record. The transcript has 4 exons. The coding region runs from base 45 to 623 and encodes 192 amino acids.
CAUACGACGUCAAGACAUAGACCACACAGCUCAGCGAACUCAAAAUGUCUCGAGAAGUGGCGAAAGCGGCCAAGUCCGCUACGAACGCCAUUGCUGUUCACAAGAAAUAUACUGUUCAGUCGACAGGUAUUUGGGAAGUAAUCCGACGUGCGCUCUCCGUCGACCCCAAUCGAUCAACCGGUGUCCCAUUGAACCCUCAAUUUCGCAAUCCGACACCUGGUGCUCUACCACCACAAUCAUACGACGACCCCGUCACACUCCCCGCGGCCGAUCUAGCAGAUAACCCGUACUGGAAGCGUGAUGUCCGUCGCAACUAUCCUCAACUCAGCGUUUUCAGCCAAGGAGAUGUUGCCGGACUUUUGACGUUUGGAAAUAAACAGGCACCAAAGGAAGAUGCUCUUCAGGCUGGAGAGGCUGGUCAGAAGCAAUUGAUUGCUGUUAAGCAGGAAGCAGAGGAGAAAGGAUUAGCAGCACACUUUGAAAAGGACAAGAGCAGCAUCAAGAGCGUUUUGGGUCCUGAUGGUUUACCGCCUCUGCCUGCUAGACUGAGCAAUACAUCCAAGUACGAGUUGGGAUCUGGUCAGGGAUAUCCAGAGAAAUAUCCAUGCCGUACAUUUGUCUAACUUCUCCAAAAAGAUGCGGUUCCAUUUGAUAGUUUGUCUGGGUGCUCCGUCAUUUCGCCAAGGGCCUAGAAUAGAUUUGUACAGCAUGAAUCAAUUUUUCAUUGUUUUUUUCU